AUGGUGCACGCCCUGGCGCUCCGCGACCAGUCCUCCGUGCUGACCAGGCCGCCGGCGCUGCCCCUGACCGUCUGGCAGGGCGCGGCGCCGCCCGGGACGCCAUGCCGGCCCUCCCUGGACGCAUGCUGCCUGCAGGAUGCCAGUGGGGCGAUCCGCCGCGCGCGCGCCUCCCAGGUGCCGUGCCUCAAGCCCGCGAUCGCUCGAGGAAGGCCGCUGGCGCCCGUGCAGGCCAUGUCGACCCCUCUGCCAACGGAUGUCCACGAGCGUGGGCCAAAUGAUGGGGCCAUGACGCUCAGGCCGCUGCCCGUCCACCUGCUGGAGAAUGCCGCCGACGACCCCACCCUGGGGAACCCGCUGCUGCGGCACAAGCGCAUGGGUACGGACUGGAUGGGCGUGAUUGUGGACUACGAGGGCGUGCUGGUGGAGGACACAUCCGGGCGGCACACGGAGGCGUGGCUGCGGCUGGCGGAGGAGGAGGGCAAGCCACCGCCGCUGACGCAUGCGCUCAAGCGGGCUGCGCUCAUGAAGGCGGAGCAGGCGAUCAUGGAGGUGCUGUGCUGGGGUCGGGAGCCGAACUACGUGCGCCGGGUGGCCCAGCGGAAGGACGAAAUCUACAGGGAGCUGCUGGGCGACUGGCGCCCUUCCGAGAUGCCGGGAACGAGGAGUUUUCUGGAGAGUCUGCGAACUCAGCAGGUUCCCGUUGCUGUGUGUUCCGUGGAAAAGAGCUUUGUGCAUGAGGACAUCAAGCGCCUGGGGUUGGAGCCCUAUAUCAGUGAGGUGGUGGCCGCAGAUGACAUAGAGAGGUGCCGACCUGAUCCAGAGGCCUAUGCGUAUGCAGCUCAGAAAUUGGACCGCCCGACUGUGAGGUGCAUCGUGGUGGGCGCAUGCAACCAGUCCAUCGAGGCUGCCCAUGACUGCAGCAUGCAGUGUGUAGUAGUUGCCGGCCAGAAGCCUCUCUAUGAAUACAGGGCAGCAGAUCUGGUGGUGAAGCAGUUGGACGAGGUGGCAUUCAUUAACCUGAAGCAGCUUUUCAGAGAAGAGGAAGGGGUGGAGCCUCAGGUGGGCAAUGAUGGGCUGUUUUGA
This is a messenger RNA of Ostreobium quekettii, 1083 nucleotides long. The record is from the annotation of a GenBank genome assembly. Lineage: Eukaryota; Viridiplantae; Chlorophyta; Ulvophyceae; Bryopsidales; Ostreobiaceae.